Messenger RNA from Talaromyces atroroseus, 4113 nucleotides. RefSeq lists its product as hypothetical. Gene Ontology annotation, cellular component: cytosol. Bases 1 to 4113 code for a protein of 1370 amino acids. The transcript is spliced from 4 exons. Gene Ontology annotation, biological process: triglyceride catabolic process. The record is from RefSeq and is a predicted model, not a curated record. NCBI's taxonomy places the organism in Eukaryota, Fungi, Ascomycota, Eurotiomycetes, Eurotiales, Trichocomaceae. Gene Ontology annotation, molecular function: monooxygenase activity; oxidoreductase activity, acting on paired donors, with incorporation or reduction of molecular oxygen; sterol ester esterase activity.
AUGGCUUUCAUUGACUAUUCUUUGCACCUCAUCUGGGUCUUCCUAGUUGGUCUUGGAGUGCUUAUUUUCUUCUUCCUCUGGUCGUACUUUGUAACAUACAGCCAUCUCCGCAGUAUUCCUGGACGAUUCCCAUCUCAGUUCACCAAUGCUUGGGCGUUCUACCACUCAUACAUUGGCAAUUCUGUUCAAAGUACUCACAGGCUGCACGAGGAAAAGGGCAAGGUAGUACGUAUCCAACCGAACCAUGUGAGCAUCGCCGAUGACCGCGCCAUUCCGUUGAUAUAUGGCCACGGCAAGAAUUUCCAUAAAUCAGAAUUUUAUGACGCAUUUCCUGCCGACAAAGACUCAGCGACCAUGUUCGCUUCUCGUGAUCCAGCCGAGCAUACCUAUAAACGCCGACUGCUGGCACACGCGUUUUCCUCCAAUGCUUUGGCUCAGCUGGAACCAUUGAUUUACAGACAUGUCGAGUUGUUUCUGAAGAAACUUGACAGGUUCACCGGACAGCCUCUUGAAGGUGAUGGCAUAGGCGAUAAGGCUAACGAUCGGACCCCCUUUAACGUUGUCGACUGGAUGCACUACCUCACAUUCGACGUCAUUAGUGACCUUUCCUUUGGUAAACCGCUCAAAAUGCUGGAGAAUGAAGCAGAUCUAGCAGAAAUAAAAGUAUCGCCCGGCAGCCCUCCUGUUUAUGCUAAGGCAAUCGAUGCCCUUGAUCAUCGAGCACGAGCUACCACUGCUCUUGGACGAAUGCCAUACCUUAAGCCAUAUAUUGCAUAUCUGUUUCCUACUGCUCGCUUCAGGGACUCGGCCAAAGGAUUGGCCCAAUUAACUGGACUGGCUUCCACCCAAGUGGCAGAACGACUUGAUAAUCCUCCACCUGAAGAGCGUAUAGAUCUUCUGACUCGUGCCAUCGAGAAACAAGACCGAGAUGUUGAGGGCAACAUAAUUGACAGACGUGAAUUAGUCAUUGUGGCUUUCACGCAACUCAUCGCUGGUAGCGAUACGACCUCUAACAGUCUUAGUUCCAUCGUAUACUAUGUCUCCAAGGCAUCGCAAGUCAUGAAGAAAUUGCAAGAAGAGCUCGACGCCGCCAUCCCCGACGAUGUUCUUGUCCCCACCCACGACAUGGUGCGCAACCUGCCUUAUCUCAACAGUGUUAUCAAAGAGGCCCUGCGACAUUACAGUCUGAUUGGACUCGGCUUACCACGCGCACAAAAUGUCAAAUGUGGACACGGCCUGACAUUUGAAGGACACUACUUCCCACCAGGCACAACUCUGAGCGUGCCAUCAUACACAAUCCAUCACUCGCAGGAAAUCUGGGGCCCGGAUUCAUGGGAAUUCAAACCUGAGCGUUGGGAGUCUGUCACGGAGAGACAGAAGAAUGCCUUUCUCCCCUUUAGUACGGGUCCUCGUGCUUGUAUUGGACGGAACUUGGCUGAGAUGGAGAUGAAGAUUGUGACCGCUGCAUUUUUCAAAAGGUAUACCAGUGAAUGCCACAAGGAGAUGGCUGUGUUUGAGGGCCUGCUGAGGAAGCCGCUGCCCAUGCCGACCACGAUUAGACACCACGUCCUCGGUCGACCUUCCACUCAGUUCCGAAAGAUCCAGGUUCUCGCCGUGGUUUCUUUCUGGUUUUCAUACCUUGUCAGAGGAGACAGCCAUGGCCCACCAGGACUGCGUCUGCUCUCCAGCAGACUUCGAGAUCGUCUCACGCCAUGGCAGACAAUGGUAAUCACCGUCCUGUGGCUCUACGUCGCCCGAAAUUUCGCAAAGAUCAUGGGCUUCGAAAGCCCCGAGCCACUGGCAAACCUCUAUUCUCGAUCAUAUUUCCGCGCCACCUGGAUUACCACUGCUCUCGACGCCGGGUUCUGGACCGCGAUGAAGAUCAGGCCUAAGUGGUUGAAGGAUAUUGCUUCCAUCGCUUUUAGUGUCUACUAUCUGAUUGCGGCAGAGCAGGCAGAUGAAAAAGUUCGCCGUGUGCGAGCAACAAUAACCCUAGAGCAUCUGCGUGUGUCAUGGAACAAAGCCACUACGCCGUACUUGUCCUUUGCCAACGGGCUUCUGCGUCCGAGGUAUAUGAAUUACGCGCCACGGCAAAUCAGGAUUCCCCGUCCGCGAGGGUCUUCAUAUAGAGAACCAGUUAAUGCAUGGCUUUAUUUUAACGGCACACUGGCCGAGUUGCGUGAGCAAACGCAACUUGUUUUGGAUGUUCCAGGCGGUGGAUACGUCGCAAUGACUCCUAGGUCGGCAGACGACAGACUUUUGGCUUGGGCUGGCCGGACUGGCGUGCCCAUUUUGAGCUUGGACUAUCAAAAGGCGCCCGAGUAUCCGUAUCCAUAUGCGUUGAACGAGUGUUUUGAUGUUUAUCGCUCCAUUGUGUUGAGCAGAGGCCGCUGUGCUGGUCUCAAAGGCCAGAGUCGACCUCACAUCGUCGUUUCCGGGGACAGUGCCGGUGGUAACCUGGCCACGGGCAUGACGAUUAUGAUCCUGCAGUCUGGAAGAGGCGAAACUCGCAAGUGGCUUGGUGAGCUUCCGCUUCCAACACCGGAUGGUCUUGUCUUGAUGUAUCCGUCACUGGAUUUGAAUAUCGGCAGCUGGAUGACGGAAGAGCAGAUGUCUCUAAUCCAGGACAGAGGCAUGCGGAAAACAAAUGAGAGCGUAUUAAGGAGGAAGAGUGAAGACUACAGUCGUCUUACACCUAAGCCUUCACGUUCAUUCUCUUCCAAGGCGUCUUCUGGACGCGCUAAUCAACAAGAAGAAGAAGAACAACAACAAGAGUCACCAUCAUCAACAUCCCCAAUAAAGGAUUAUUUCAGCAUUCGCCAUCAUAAGGAACCGCAAAAUUCCGGGACAGUAGAUGCAGCAGGUUUGUCAUCUCAGCUCGCUGCCGCUGUCAGCAAUCAGCCAACACAGAUCAAAACCCGAUUAGCUGUAUCCUCCAUGAUUUCGUACUUUGGAGACCGCGUGCUGACACCGGAAAUGAUGCGUGCAAUGAUCAUUCUAUAUAUUGGCCCGCACAACCGUCCUGAUUUCAAGACAGAUUUCCUUCUAUCACCAGUCCUAGCUCCUGAUGCUAUCCUCGCCGCUUUCCCAAAAACAUAUUUCAUAACCGGUGAGCGAGACCCGUUAGUCGAUGAUACUGUCAUAUUCGCUGGGCGAAUAAGACAAGCUAAGCUCCAACGCUUCCGUGAACGACAGGACUUGGGACUGGAAAAGUCGCAGCUCGAAUUCAAUGAAAAGGAGCACGUGGAAGUGAACCUGAUACCUGGCAUAUCGCAUGGAUUUGUCAAUUUCCCCGGAAUCUUCCCUGACGGUAGGCGACAUAUCCAUAAAUGUGCAAGGUGGAUUGUCGAUUUGUUGGAACAGGCUGCUGAGAAGGAACUCAGGGCUUCUUCUCCUUCUGUUUUUGCGGCUGGCGCUUCUGAUUUCAAAAGCAGCAGCAGCAGCAAGGCUUUACUGAGUCAAGAAAGAUUAUCCCUUGAGGCUCAAGAGGCUGAAGAUCGGAUAGCAGAUGGUGCUCGGGAAAGCAGGCGCAGUUCUUUCGCAGAAUCAUCAGCAGACGAAGAUCAUCCUCUGGAAAUGAACUUAACAAAAUUUACGCCUAUUAAACUGACACAGAAAGAGGAUCCUGGCAUCGCUGCUGUUGAACGGUCAUCUUCCAUUAAAAGGCGCAAUAAUGACAACCUAGCCACGAGUUCGACAGAGAAAAAAAUAAACUCGACGAAAGAAUCAACUUUCCUCUCGAACAACGCGAUUAUAAAGAAGUCACCAGCAGCACCAAAACGCACAAAUAAUAGCUUCGCAAACCGCCGUCGCCCUUCAUCAUUGAGCAUCACCAAAUCUUCAACUAACAGCAACACACCACUUUCUUUUCUACCGUUGCUGAAAUCAGUGAAUUCGAGUAAGGCAGUCCCCAGAAAUGGCGUAGCUGGUGAUGAUGCUGGCAACGAUGAUAAUGAUAAUGACGAUGACGACGACGGUUCCAAGAGUUUUGCCUCUUCCGAGAAUGGGACGACGCUCACUCGUUUACCGAGUGAGGAAGACUUGAUAGGCAGACGGAUGAAUGGGCUGGCAGGUGGAUUGAUGGGGUUGGGAGAGGGUGCACGAACGCCUUGA